Asparagus officinalis (garden asparagus) is the source of this 1210-nucleotide messenger RNA. RefSeq names its product ubiquitin-conjugating enzyme E2 4-like. Gene Ontology annotation, biological process: protein polyubiquitination; ubiquitin-dependent protein catabolic process. Gene Ontology annotation, cellular component: nucleus. The transcript is spliced from 8 exons. Lineage: Eukaryota; Viridiplantae; Streptophyta; Magnoliopsida; Asparagales; Asparagaceae. Gene Ontology annotation, molecular function: ubiquitin conjugating enzyme activity. Bases 207 to 776 code for a protein of 189 amino acids. The record is from RefSeq and is a predicted model, not a curated record.
AAGGAAAAAGGAAAAGGCUGAGUAGAAAAUGGGUGAAAUCGAGGCAACACAGCUCAACCCAAGAAGAAAGUGGGUAGAGAGAGUGAAAGGAUUAAGAGCCCAUAAUAAUAUUCAUUCAAGUUCGAUUCGACCAAGAAGUAAAAACUUUCUCCGCCAAAAAGAAAAAGAACGAAACAAGAAGAAGAAGAAGAAGAAAAGCAAGAGGGAUGUCUUCUUCAAAUGAUCGUCGUCAAAGGGAGAUAAUGGACCUGAUGAUGAAAGAUUUCAAGGUGGAGUUGGUUAAUGAUAGCGUGAAAGAGUUCUUUGUUGAGCUUCAUGGUCCUGAAGACAGUCUCUAUCAAGGGGGUGUAUGGAGAGUGAGAGUGGAACUUCCUGAUGAUUACCCUGUUAAAUCUCCAUCCAUUGGCUUUGCUACUAAGAUUUUUCAUCCUAAUGUCGAUGGAUUGUCUGGUUCUGUAUGUUUGAAUCUUCUUAACCAGGACUGGAGCUCCGUAUUCGAUCUUGUAAUGGUUUUUAAGGACUUCCUUCCACGAUUUCUGAAAGAGCCCAAUCCUGACGAUCCAAUGAACCCGGAAGCAGCAGAGCUGAUGAUCCACGAUCGCCCUGCUUACGAGCAAAGAGUUAAAGGUUGCACGCAGCUUAGCCCUAUUGCACACCUGAAGAUCAAACCUCACAACUGUUUUUUAAUUCCUAAAAAACAUAAUAUUGUGAGACAUACGCAAAGCCACAAGGUACCGGUUCUCCUGAGGAGGAUACUUCAAGCAAUGAAGAGAUGAGCGAGGUUGAGCAUAACGAUGAUGAGGACACUGAGCCAGGGAAUCCAAAUCCUUGAGAAGCUGAUAAACUAAGUAUAGCUCGUCUCCUCACUAACUGAAAUAUGCUCAACUAGUUGGCUGCAAAUUGAAGUAAACUCUCUGCAUCAGCACUUGUUUACUCUGUGUACAUGCGUACUCGGUCCUCAGAGUGAUUUCUACAAUUCUUUUGUCAUUGAUUGACUACAACUGUGACUGGCAUAUUUGCCAUUUGUAUGCGUAGCAGAUUUGAUGACUUGUCUGGGUCUUAAUACAGUAUAUGUACAUGUCAAAAGAGGUAGAAAAGAAAAGAAAAUUUGUGGUUACCAGGCAUGUUUAACUCCUCAGCAGAUGCUCCUUUUUGUGCUGAGGAAGUUGUUUCAUACUAUUAGCUAAAUAGCAAUUGUUCCCUUUCAAUA